This is a messenger RNA of Cyclopterus lumpus (lumpfish), 1395 nucleotides long. RefSeq names its product translocase of outer mitochondrial membrane 20b (gene tomm20b). Gene Ontology annotation, biological process: protein import into mitochondrial matrix; tRNA import into mitochondrion; protein targeting. Gene Ontology annotation, cellular component: mitochondrial outer membrane translocase complex; mitochondrial outer membrane. The transcript is spliced from 7 exons. Lineage: Eukaryota; Metazoa; Chordata; Actinopteri; Perciformes; Cyclopteridae. The record is from RefSeq and is a predicted model, not a curated record. Gene Ontology annotation, molecular function: transmembrane protein transporter activity. The coding region runs from base 295 to 798 and encodes 167 amino acids.
UGUGACUCAGUCAGUCAGAGAGGAACAUAUUUAACACUUUGAGUGUGUGCCGAUCGCUGAGGGGAAACAACAGCAAGUGGACUCACACACACAUUUAAGAAGUACUGACAACAUUCAGGCGUUCCACAAGACCGACUACAAACGGUCAAACGGAGGAAUGGGGGGGGUCCUUCCGGGGUCCUUCCUGCCCCGAGCCGCUCCGCCAAGCCGCCUGACGUAAACCGACCACCGGAGGAAGAAAACGGUAGAUUAACCCCCGUAAUCCUCCUCGAAACCGACCGGGUCCCGGGAGUCAUGAUGGGCGGUAGGACCAGCGCGUUAGCUGCGGGGGUGUGCGGCGCUCUGCUCGUCGGUUACUGCAUCUACUUCGACAAGAAGAGACGGAGUGACCCCAACUUCAAGAACGGGCUGCGGGAACGUUCUCCACAGGGUCCAUCAGCUGAUGUCUCUUCAGUCGUGAAGCUGUCAGAUGAGGCUCCAGGGCGGAGAAAGCAGAAGGCAACCAAAGAGACGGCGGGCAUGGCAAAGCUCCCAGACCUGAAGGACGCUGAGGCGGUGCAGAAGUUCUUCCUGGAGGAGAUCCAGCUGGGGGAGGAGCUGCUGGCUCAGGGAGACUAUGAGAAAGGCGUGGACCACCUGACCAACGCCAUCGCCGUGUGUGGUCAGCCUCAGCAGCUGCUGCAGGUGCUGCAGCAGACUCUGCCUCCGCCCGUCUUCCAGAUGCUGCUCACCAAGCUGCCCAGCAUCAGCCAGCGUAUUGUGAGCGCACAGAGUCUGAGCGAGGACGAUAUAGAAUGAGGACCAGGAGGAGACGACCCCCUCACCCUCCUCUUCCUCUUCCUCAUGUGGACCUUCCAUGACGACCCUGCCAACGCCUCGGCCUCCAUCACUCCGGCCGACGUCCAUCACUUCCUGAAGUGGAAUUAGUUUUUUAUUCCUGGUUUAUCCAUGACAGUAGUGUAUUUUUUUGUUUGUUUUUUUAACUUAAAUUACCCGUUUUGGGGUAUUAAGAGCAUCUGGAUCAUAGCGGCCAGAGAAAUACAAGAGCCCGUCCCCCCUCCACCGUCAUUAGGUGUGCACUCAUUGAGUGGAGCUGCUCCUUCCUACAGGGUGGUGCAGCACGCGUCCCGACAGCAUCACGUACCGGGGUUACACCGCCUGUUUGUACCAACCGUCUUCAUGGUUCCUUUUAUCAGUCGUGGAACGUUCCAGAAACAGGAAUCUUCUGCUCCACAAAGUAUUUAUUGUUUGAUUUUUUUUUUUUUUUGUCAUCGGUCGUCUUUCUGUUCGUUCUCGACUUGCAAACACUUUAUUAAAAAAGUGAUGAAAUGUUUUGUUUUGUCAUUUUAAAAGAGGACGACGCUCUUUAGGAAAAUAAAAAAAAUGUGAACAGAC